Dacryopinax primogenitus is the source of this 2205-nucleotide messenger RNA. Its product is annotated as glycyl-tRNA synthetase. The record is from RefSeq and is a predicted model, not a curated record. Lineage: Eukaryota; Fungi; Basidiomycota; Dacrymycetes; Dacrymycetales; Dacrymycetaceae. Gene Ontology annotation, biological process: mitochondrial glycyl-tRNA aminoacylation. Gene Ontology annotation, cellular component: mitochondrion; cytoplasm. The transcript is spliced from 6 exons. Bases 80 to 2065 code for a protein of 661 amino acids. Gene Ontology annotation, molecular function: glycine-tRNA ligase activity; ATP binding.
AGUCCUCUCUCUCGCACAUCUUCCACCAGCUGUACAUCGUCUUAUCCAACCUACUAGACAAAGGGGCUGCUUUAUUAGGAUGGCUACUUCUGUUCCUACCACGAGCGUCAAGAAAGAUGCGCAUCCGUUCAAUAGGGAAACACUAGAGGGCUUGCUUGCAAAACGCUUCUUCUACACGCGCGCGUUCGAGAUAUAUGGCGGUGUCGCUGGGUUGUACGACUAUGGCCCGCCUGGAUCUGCCCUUCAAGCGAAUAUCAUCGAGUUCUGGCGCAAGCACUUUAUCAUCGAGGAAGAGAUGCUCGAGCUAGACACGACGAUCAUGACAGUCUCCGAUGUGCUCAAGACUUCCGGCCACGUGGACAAGUUCACGGACUGGAUGGUCAAGGACGUCAAGACUGGUGACGUCCUCCGCGCGGACCACCUCGUAGAGGGAGUACUCGAAGCUCGCCUGAAGGGGGACAAGGAGGCUCGUGGGCUGAAGGCGCAAGUCGCUCCUGUAACGGACGCGGAUAAGAAGAAGAAACCCAAGAAGAACAUGAAGAGCGUUGCUGUUCAGCUCCCAGACGACGUCGUAGCGCUGUAUGAGAGCACCCUGGCGCAGAUCGACAACUACACCGGGGCUCAGCUGGGUGAGCUCAUCCGCACCCAAUCUAUCCUCAACCCCGACACGGGAAACGAAGUUGGCGAGCCAGUCGAGUUCAACCUCAUGUUCGAAUCGUCUAUCGGUCCUACCGGGCAGAUCAAGGGCUACCUCCGGCCCGAAACUGCCCAGGGCCACUUUGUCAACUUUUCCCGUUUGCUGGAGUUCAACUACGGUCGCGUGCCAUUCGCUUCUGCUCAGAUUGGGAGGAGCUUCAGGAACGAGAUCUCCCCUCGGGCCGGGCUGCUUCGAGUUCGCGAGUUCACGAUGGCUGAGAUUGAGCACUUUGUCGACCCGCUUGAUAAGCGCCAUGCGAGGUUCGACGAGGCCAAAGACAUCGUUGUCGGUUUCCUGCCCAAGGGUGUGCAGGAAAGUGGGCGCACAGAGAUCAUCAAGAUGACGAUCGGUGAGGCAGUCGCUCAGAAGAUCGUGGACAACGAAACGCUAGGCUACUUCCUCGGCCGUAUCUACCUCUUCCUCACUCGUAUCGGUAUCAACCCCGCCCGUCUCCGUUUCCGCCAGCACAUGAAGAACGAAAUGGCGCACUACGCCGCAGACUGCUGGGAUGCCGAGAUCCACACGAGCUACGGGUGGAUCGAGUGUGUUGGGUGUGCGGACCGGUCCGCAUAUGACCUCUCCGUGCACUCGAAGAAGACCGGCCAGAAACUCGUCGUCAGGCAGGCUCUGCCAGAUCCGAUCAUCGUCGAGCGGUGGACGGCGGAGAUUGAGAAGAAAUUGUUUGGUCCGAGGUUCAAGAAGGACGCAAAGGCCGUUGAGGACGCCAUUAUGGCGCUAGAUGAGCCACGUCUUGUCCUUUUGAACGGGGAGUUGGUGAAGGGCCCGACCAAGUUGAAGCUCGAUGACGGUCGCGAGUUUGAGAUCACGUCCGACCUUUUGACUAUCCAGAAGAAGACGUUUAAGGAGACCGUGCGCGAAUUCACGCCGAACGUCAUCGAGCCCUCAUUCGGCCUUGGCCGGAUCCUCUACUCCCUUCUCGAACACGUCUUCUGGUGCAGAGAAUCCGACGAGGCCCGCGGUGUCCUCUCUCUUCCCUCCGUCGUUGCCCCUAUCAAGGCUCUGAUCGUGCCGAUCAGCUCCAAUGAGGUGUUCACGCCUUUCAUCCGUCAGAUUUCUGCUCAAUUAAGAAAGGCUGGUGUGGCCUGCCGCGUGGACGACUCCAGCGCGUCGAUCGGCAAGCGGUAUUCUCGUAACGACGAGCUUGGCACGCCUUUCGGCAUCACAGUCGACUUUGCCACCGUGCAAAAUGGCACUCUCACCCUUCGUGAGCGUGACACAACCGAUCAGCGUAUCGGUAAGACUGAGGAAGUCAUCUCGCUCGUCAUUGAUCUUGUUGAUGGGAGAAUCGAUUGGGCGCAGGCAUGUGAGAAGUUACCCGCGUACACGGGUGUGCAGGAUGUAGAAUAGAUGGAGGAACACAAUACGCAUUUAAUACAUCUGACCAAUCCAAGUUGCACCUAUCCGUUUGAAAACAACGGGAAAAGAAUGUAUCUCACUUGGGAAUCUCUCGUUGAGGUGUCAUGACGAACUGGAAUGGCUUAGGAUGC